Messenger RNA from Suillus bovinus, 945 nucleotides. RefSeq names its product Tgs1 protein. The record is from RefSeq and is a predicted model, not a curated record. Bases 1 to 945 code for a protein of 314 amino acids. The transcript is spliced from 3 exons. Gene Ontology annotation, cellular component: nucleus. Gene Ontology annotation, molecular function: RNA cap trimethylguanosine synthase activity. NCBI's taxonomy places the organism in Eukaryota, Fungi, Basidiomycota, Agaricomycetes, Boletales, Suillaceae. Gene Ontology annotation, biological process: 7-methylguanosine cap hypermethylation; 7-methylguanosine RNA capping.
AUGGGCAAAAAAACAAAACUCACCGGUUUAUCUCGUUUCCUGCCACAAGAAUUUCUUAAUCCAAACGCUACUAGCCUUCCAGAAAAAUCACAGAAUCAGAGCAGACCUAUAAAGAAACGCAAAACGGAAAGCCCUGCCAGUGAUCCUGUUCACACAAGAUACGAUGCCACCGCCCUAGUUCCUCACUACACUACCGCUCACGAGGUUCCAGAACAUCUUCAGAAAUAUUUUUCCCAACGGAAACGUUACUUUUCUCUAUACGACCAAGGAUGUCUAUUAGACGAAGAAGGCUGGUAUAGCGUGACACCUGAAAACAUUGCCAUACAAAUUGCAGAUCGCUGUCGAUGCGAUACAAUCCUCGAUCCUUUCUGUGGCGUCGGAGGAAAUGCGAUCGCUUUUGCAAAAACCUGCGAGCACGUCAUUGCCCUGGACAUCUCCCCAACACGACUCGCUUUGGCUCGUCAUAAUGCUGCUAUCUACGGUGUUGCAGACCGCAUUGAGUUUAUCCUCGCAGACUAUAUCUCAUUUGCGAACGCCUAUCUUUCACGACCCCAGUCAACGCGCAGUAUUGACGUUGUCUUCUUGAGUCCCCCUUGGGGUGGCCCAGGAUACAUUUCUCCCACCGAAAACCAUGCCUCUGCCGACGACAAUGCGGACUCCCAGGAUGAACUAGAGACUCACUCACAAUAUAGUCUCUCGAGGAUAGAGCCGAUUCAUGGAGCUGAUUUAUUUCGCCUGACGAAGCGUAUUUCGGAUAAUAUUGCCUACUUCCUUCCCAGAAACACGGACUUGAAUGAAAUAUCCGCCCUGGGCCUACUUGAAAAAGACGAAAGCGUCACCCCUGAUGACAAGUCUCGAAUGAUUGAAGUGGAGGAAGAGUGGAUGGGGUCAAAGUUGAAAGCUCUGACUUGUUAUUUUGGUGGUUUAGUUGCUGGGCAAGUCUGA